AUGUCGUCAGGAAACACUCCAUCCCAACACGAAUCAACAUUAGCUAUUUCUCCUUUGGUAACAAACAGAGGCAGAUCUCAACCAGAAUCAAGGCGAGUAUCGAUGGCAUCGUCUUCGUUCAGAGCGGGAACAGGAGCUGGAGUGGCUGGAGUUGCAGCCCAAACUCCACGUCAUCCGUUAAAUAAUAGUCCAUUGGUACAGAAAGCAGCUCAUCUGGGAACACCAUACGUAACGGACGGUGCACCUACUACUGGGCUGCUUGUGUCAAUGUCGAAGAGCGGGCUGUUCGGUCCGACGGUUCCAUCAACAUUGAGGAAGGUUAGUAAUAUGCGUGAAUAUUCCAAUGGUAGUGAGAAUAACGGUGGAGAUGACGGUGAUAAUGAACAGUUUGGGAUUAACAUAUCGGAGUUAUCGGCAGCAGAGAAACUACGAUUGUGGCGACACGAUGCACUUAUGCAACAUCAUUAUAGAACGGCAGAAUAUAUUGGUGACAAGGUAUAUUCCAUGACACACGAUCCCAACGAUGCAUUUUGGUUGGCUCAGGUAUACUAUAAUAUGGGUCAAUACAUACGGGCGGUACAGUUGCUUUCACGAGAUGGAUUAGAUGCGUCCAGUGUUAUGUGCCGAUACCUUACUGCGUUGUGCUUAGUUAAGAUGGAGAAAUACGAUGAUGCAUUAGAUAUAGUUGGCGAGACAAAUCCGUUCAAGGACGAUAGUGCAGAGCACGUAAAAAACCAGGAUGGUGGCAUCAAGUUGGAGUCCUCGUUGUGCUUCUUAAGAGGGGAGAUAUAUUCUGCGCAGAAUAAUUUAGAGUUUGCCAAAGAAUGCUUCAAGGAAGCUGUUCAAGUGGACGUUAAGAAUUUUGAAGCUUUUAAUCAUUUGAUAUCCAAUAAUAUGCUAACUCUUGAGGAGGAGAAAGAAUUUAUAUCUUCGUUGGACUUUUCAGAUCUUGACGACAAUCAAGAGUUAGUGAAAUGCCUAUAUGCCACCAAAUUGUCCAAGUACGGAGAUUUAACAAAGUUAAGAGCUGCGCAGAAGAUUUUGGUAGAUGAAUAUCAUCUAGACGACAACAAAGAUAUACAAACUACCGAAAUAGAGUUACUAAUAUUUCAGGGCAAGUACCUUGAAUGCCUAGAACUUUGUGAAAAUGUACUAGAAUACGACGAAUUUAACUUUGAUGUUUUACCCACAUAUGUUCAAUGUUUGUAUGAAUUGGGAGGGAAGAAUAAACUAUUCUUGGUAUCUCACAAGUUGGCAGAGAGUUUUCCGAAGAGUUCAAUUACAUGGUUUGCCGUUGGAACUUAUUAUUUCGCAAUUAAUAAUAUAUCUGAAGCGCGUAAGUAUUUUUCCAAAGCGUCUGUUUUGGAUCCAAAUUUUGGGUAUGCAUGGUUAGGUUUUGCACAUACGUUUGCUGUAGAAGGUGAACACGAACAAGCUUUGUCUGCAUAUUCCACAGCUGCACGAUUUUUCCCGGGGACACACUUACCCCAUUUAUACCUAGGCAUGCAGUAUUCUCGAAUGGAUACAUUAACCCUUGCUGAGGCGUAUUUUAUGAUGGCUUAUAAUAUAUGUCCGACAGACCCUCUACUAUUAAAUGAACUCGGUGUCGUGUACUUUAAAAAGAUGGAUUAUCCCAGAGCUAAGAAGUUCUUUAAGCGAGCAUGUGAAGCAAUCAAUACUCAGCAGUCAGAUGCCUCAUCUGUUGCCAUUUCAACCUACCUCAAUUUGGGCCACACCUAUAGAAAAUUAGAUGAGGACGAACGAGCCCUACAUUGUUUCAAAACUGUCCUCGAAAGGUGGAAACCGUCCGCAAACGUCUGGUGCGCACUGGCAACAGUAUAUUUAAAGAUGAAGAAGUUACAAAAAGCUAUAGACGCUUUGCAUUCCGUACUGGCUAUGGAUCCGAAUCAUCAAACAGGGCAGCAAUUACUCAAGAUAGCGUUAGAUGUUAAUGUUCACCUGCCAUUAGACAAUGGCCAUCCCUUGAUGGUGAGUGCCAAAAUAAACGAAAGUAGGACGUUAGGUCCGAACGACAAAAAACGCUCUCUGGGAGCCAUUGAUCCUGUAGUAAUAGCAAAACGCUUAAAACAGGGAAGCGCAUCCUCCGACGAAGGCGAUCUGAUGGAUAUAGAAUAA
Eremothecium sinecaudum is the source of this 2136-nucleotide messenger RNA. RefSeq names its product anaphase promoting complex subunit CDC16 (gene CDC16). NCBI's taxonomy places the organism in Eukaryota, Fungi, Ascomycota, Saccharomycetes, Saccharomycetales, Saccharomycetaceae. Gene Ontology annotation, molecular function: protein binding. The coding region runs from base 1 to 2136 and encodes 711 amino acids. The record is from RefSeq and is a predicted model, not a curated record. Gene Ontology annotation, biological process: cell division. The transcript has a single exon.